AGUGUACCGAGCGGUAGACGGUACCAACUACCAACUAUCAGGUUGCUGUAGCCUGUAUUCAGUAUUGAAUAAUGCAAUCGCGUCCUGUAAAUUGUAAUGCAUCUGCCACCUGUCCUGUCAUGUACUGCAAUUGUGCAUGCAGUUCCCCACUCUCCAUACUGGCCGCUCGGUAACCUGUUCGUUAUUAACACCGUGAGGAUGUGAAAUUCGUUCGACUCACACUCGAUAGUCGAUAGUUGUAGUCCCGAGUCCGGUAGAUCUUAAUACGCAGUACGUUCGGUUAGGUAUUAUUAUUGUUAUUGUCGUUCGAUCGAUCGAUACAUAGGUCUGUAUGGAACAGAUUCUAGACACCAGACGGACGUCGGGUUCGACUGCGGCACUGUGACUUAAUUAUCCAGCCAAAAACGUGAAUAUUUCGUAAAAACGAUGUGUCGUUGUUAUCUAACCGGAAGUGCGAUUGACCAACAAUGGAACGGUUAGCUGGUCGUGAAGAUGCUGCUGAAGAUGACGCCUGCCCGCCACAACGGGAAAUCGAUUGUAAACCGUAGUAAUUGCCCAUAGCCUCGAACGCAUACAUUGUUUUCAUGGAAUUUUGUAAAUAUUUGUUGCUCACCAUUUUCCUGUUUCAAAUGUGAUAUAAAAUGUUUCAUGUCAGUCGCAUCCUUUAUGUUAGCAGUUUUUUGUUGGAAUAUUGUGCUAGGUUUCAGUUGGAGCAAGACAAGCAUUUGAUUUUCUCGGAUUUAUGUGGGGAUCAGUAUUAGCAAACUUUUUCGAACUUUUGUUUAUUAUUUUUGGAAUAUUUGGUGUAGUGCAAUCAGAUGUAUUAUACUUAUUAUCAUAUUCAGCAUGGAGUAUUGUUUGGUGUUUUUGGAAUAUAUUUGUAGUUUUAUAUUAUUUGGAAUUGUCAAUUUUUAGUGAUAGCUUUGAUUUGAUGAGUCUUGGUGCGGAUAGUGUUAGUUGGUGGGAAUCUAAUGGUCCAGGGUGCAGAGUAUUUUUUUAUCCAAAUCACACUGGCAUUGAAGAAGAUGCUAUUAAGCCGGUUAGACCAGAUUUGAUCACUGGAUGUGUUAUAGAUUAUCAAAAAAUUGAAACUGCUCAAGCAGCUUUACAAAUACUUUUCGCUGUUUUUGGUAUUCUCUGCAGCUUAUAUGUAUCAUGUUGCUCAAAAUCAAGAGAUGAAGGAAUUUACUACAAGAGUAAGCAACCAAAAACUAUUACACCAAUAUACUCUAUUGAAUAUAGCUCACGCCGAGGAGAUGAAAUUGAAGAAAUAAGUACCAUCAGUGGUAGUGAAGAUGGAGAUUUAGAUGCACAAAGUUCUCAUAGUAAACCCAUGACACCCAGACGAGUAAAACGAAGAAGUGUAACAUCAAGAGGUACACUACCUCCUCCACAUCAAGCUCCACCGCCAUAUCUUAGACGGCAAUCUAGCUCUCAAUAUUCUAGUCGAAGACAUAAAAAUCCUGUUUCUAGACUUAUCCAACAACAGUAUUCAAAUAACGGUUUGAACGAUUCAUCCACAUCAAAUGAUUCAAGCCAUCCUUUGUUCCCAGAAUGUCGAGUUGAACUUAGACAUGUUAACAGAGGCAUUGUAAAUCCUGCCUUAGAUACUGAAUCUGAACGUCCAACAUCAGCACGUUCAACAUAUUCAAAUUUCCAUGGAGCACGAGGUCGGCCCAGACAAGUUAGCACUCAUUCUACUUUUUUUGCCCCGUCAGAACAACCUCCACCAGCUUAUCGUAGUAAUGCUUCUGUUAAUUCAGAAACUGUUAUAUGAUUAAGAACAAAUGUAGAAAAUGUAGUUCAAAGUAGAUACAAUUUUAAGAUCUCAUUUUUAUUUUAAUGUUACUACAUAAUGUAACUAAAAAAAAUGGUAGUAGAUUAUUAUGCUACCUACAUUAUUUAUAGUGUACUUAUUAGUUUGCUUAUGUGUGUUCAAUGAUUUUAAAAAUGAGGCUUGCGUGAAAGGACACUCUUAUUCCUAUUGUUUUAGACAUUACACACACCACAUAAUAAAAAGAUUUUGUAAUUACCAAGUAUUAUAAUAUAUCAUGUAGUAACUACUACUGUUUACAACCUGCCGGUAGAAAAAAAAAAAUUAUUAACUCUUAUAACACGUAUUAUUUAAUGAUAUUCAAAAAAUAGUAAUUGACGUGUUAUUGAAUUAAACUAAUUAAAUAUUUUUUUUUACAUUGUGGUAAUAUAUAUAUCUUCAUGAAUAAUUAACUCAAUAAAUAUAUUGUUAAAAAAUGAAAUAACUAAUUCUUUGAUGUAAAUAAAUAAAAAAACGAAUUUAGUUUGUAGGUAACAUUAUUAACUAUUACUGAAAAAUCUAUUAAUUUAAUUUUAAUAAUUGGAACACAAUGCUUAAAUUAAAUGAAUGGUAAAUAAAAAUAUUAAAAAAUUAAGUUUUUGUGAAACAUUUUGAAAAAAAAAUAUGUACAUCCUUGGAAUAUCAACAAAUGUUUUCAAUGAACUGUUAAUACUGAAAUUAAUAUUAAAAAAGUUUUAAUAUAUAUUAUACUAUACCAUUAUAUUGAAAAUUCUGAUCAUUAAUAUGUUUUUAAUUACUUUCAAUUUAACUCUAAACAUAUAACAUAACCUCAAAAGUAAUGAGUAUAAGAUUCAAGAUUGUAUUAAUUUAAUUAUUAUUAGUGUUUAUCAAAAGUUCUUAUUAGAUUUUAACUCCUAGCUUUUUUUUAUUAAUAAAAUAUAAUAAUAAAUAUUUAUUUUUAUUUAAUAAUAACAAAACAUAAUAAAAUAAAAGACUAAAUUUAGACAACAAAGUAUUAAUGACAAUUUUUAAAUUUAAUCCAACUUAAACUAUUGUACUAAGGAUAAGCCAAAACUUCCAACUUUUAUUUCAUGAUUGACCUAAAUUUAGAUAGUUUCUGUUUUUAACUACAGUUAAAGAUAGAAUUAAUGGUGUAUUAAUAUAAAUGUAUACAUCUUGCAUUGUGUCUUCUACUAGGUACAUAUUAUGUUCAUAUAAACUUAAAACUAAGAAGCUCAAAUAGUUUUUUUUUAAUAUCGCAUUGUUCAAAUGUUUGUUAAGAUCAUGACUAAAUAUAUUUAGCCAUGGUUAAGAUGAGGGUUAACCAGUUUUUUGUUAAUACUCUCACUAAGAAACUAUAAGUGUAUUGGGUUUGAUAGGAUGCAGUAUACUAUUUGUUUUCUUUCUUACUCGUGCGCAACAUAAUAAUUUUGUGUUAUUAAUUUUAAUAUUAGAAUGAAUUUUGAUCUAUUAUCAAACUUCAAAAACUUAAAGUCAAGAACAUUAUCUGUGUUUGCACAUUGGCUUUUUUAUAGGUAAAUCCAGCCUCAGUAAUUUAACUAAUAAUAUAAAAUAGGUUCUGCUGAACUCAAAUUGUCCGUGUUGUCAGUGAAUCAUAGAUAAAAAGCAAAUAGUGUUUGAUAUUCUAUUAAAUAAUCAUAGUAUUAUUUCUUAAUAUAAUUUAAGAAUAUUCCAUUUGAUUGUAUUAAAUAUUCAUACAGUUAGUUCAAAUCUUAUUAUUUUAGCUGUACAACUGUUACCAAAUUAAAAUACGAAGUAUAUAUAAGAUUAUAAAUAUAUUUAGAAAGUAAAUUUAAAUUCUUAUUUUUAAUGUAUAUAGUAUAAACUGCCAAUUAAAAUAAGGCAUAAACAUCAUGACUUGUUGAUAAAAAGUUUUUUUUUUUAAAUUAAUUAUCUUCUUUAUCCAAGUGUCAAAAUAUAGCAAAUCGACAUAAUAUUGUCUUAAAAUGAUUACACCUUUAUCAGAACAUUCGUGUUCCGUCCACUUUCUAUAACUUUAAAUUAGAAUAAGUAUUAUUUUUGUAAAUGCAAAUUUUUUUAUACUUAUAUUUUUUUAAACUGUAUAGAUGAAAUUAUGCAUUUAAGUAUUAAAUGUAAAUGUUGUUGAGUAGCAAUUAAAUAGCAACAAAUUUGUAUUUAUAAUGUUAACUUUAGUCUAAUAUUGCAUAAACGACUGAUGUUUAUGUUUAUGCAAUAGUUUUUUUUUGUACUUUUUGAAAUGUUAGGUAAAUUGUAUUAUCUCAUGUUAAAAUAAAAUUAUAUUAUAAGA
Metopolophium dirhodum (rose-grain aphid) is the source of this 4064-nucleotide messenger RNA. It is a transcript of the gene NKAIN, whose product is annotated as sodium/potassium-transporting ATPase subunit beta-1-interacting protein. The transcript is spliced from 9 exons. The record is from RefSeq and is a predicted model, not a curated record. NCBI's taxonomy places the organism in Eukaryota, Metazoa, Arthropoda, Insecta, Hemiptera, Aphididae. Bases 743 to 1777 code for a protein of 344 amino acids. Gene Ontology annotation, biological process: regulation of sodium ion transport.